Messenger RNA from Cavia porcellus (domestic guinea pig), 8803 nucleotides. RefSeq names its product collagen type IV alpha 3 chain (gene Col4a3). The record is from RefSeq and is a predicted model, not a curated record. The transcript has 52 exons. Gene Ontology annotation, cellular component: collagen trimer; basement membrane. Gene Ontology annotation, molecular function: extracellular matrix structural constituent conferring tensile strength. Gene Ontology annotation, biological process: extracellular matrix organization. Lineage: Eukaryota; Metazoa; Chordata; Mammalia; Rodentia; Caviidae. The coding region runs from base 16 to 5706 and encodes 1896 amino acids.
UGCACUGCCCGCUCCAUGCAGGCGCCCGGGCCCCGCCACAGAGCCCGUCUGACGGUGCUCCUUACCUGGGGGACUCCGCAGCACCGGUGCCGCGCACCCCCGGGCUCCGCCGCGCCCGGAUCCACACGCGAGUCGACCCCUUCGCCACCGCGCUCCGGCGGCCACGUCGGUCCAGCGUCGGCAGCUGGGAGGCGGCGCAGGCGGCCCGAGGCAUGGGCGCGGGGGCCGGGAGCGAGCGGCCCUCGAGUGCAGACGCCGGCGCGCCUCCGGCUUAAUCCGGGCAGGGCCGCUGGCCACUCCCUCCGCCCGACACCGCCGCCUCCCCUCCGCGCACCCUGGACUUCCUCAGCCCGACGCGCACCCCCGCCUGCCCGAACCCCGGGGCCUCGGGGGCAUCACCUGCUAGCGCUUACCCUGGACGCGCGCCCACCUGCCGGCCCCGCGGGCGCCCUGGGCACGACGCCCGGCCAGGGGACAGCGCCCCGCGGCUCGCGAGGGCGGGGGCCAAGGGCGGGACCUGAGCCGCUUCUUCCCUCCCCGGGAACCAGGGCCACGGCCCGGGCGGGGAGGGACCGGCUGCGCCGCCGCCGAGCCUACAAAACCCUCCCCGGGGACCGGAGGCGGGGUUCACGGCUGGGGACGCGGUGGCCGGGAGCCCGCGGUUCCCGCGCGCCCUGGCCCCGGACGGCGCCCACCAUGCGCCCCGGCGGUGCGCCCCGGCCGCCUGCGUGCCUGCUCUGGCUCCUCCUAGCGCUCCUGGCGGCCGCGCCCGCGGACUGCAAGGGCUGUGCCUGUUCGGACAAAGGCCAGUGUGUCUGCAGCGGGACCAAAGGCGAGAAGGGGGAAAAAGGCUUUCCUGGACCCCCUGGUUCUCCAGGCCAGAAAGGAUUCCCAGGUCCUGAAGGCCUUCCUGGACCCCAGGGACCCAAGGGCUCUCCAGGUCUUCCAGGAUUGACUGGUCCCAAAGGUAUCAGGGGAAUAACUGGAUUACCAGGAUUUUCAGGGCCUCCCGGACUUCCAGGCCUCCCGGGCCAUCCUGGGCCAUAUGGACUCCUGGGCUUACCAGGAUGCAAUGGUUCUAAGGGUGAACAGGGAUUUCCAGGACUUCCAGGGACACCGGGAUACCCAGGGCUUAUGGGCUCUGCUGGUUUGAAAGGACAAAAGGGUGCACCCGCUCAAGAAGAAGAUAGAGAACUCAAUGGAAAAGGUGACAUGGGGUUGCCAGGAACCCCAGGAUUUCAGGGUCCGCUAGGCCCACCAGGUUUUCCUGGGCCCGCUGGUCCACCUGGACCUCCAGGACAACUUGGGUUUCCAGGAGCGAGGGGACCUACGGGACCUAAGGGUCACAUGGGCGAUAAUGUAGUGGGACAAAAAGGAGAGCAGGGUGUGAAAGGAUUAGCAGGACCCCCUGGACUACCAGGAACAGUAAUUGUGACGCUGACUGGCCCGGAUAACAAGACGGACCUCAAGGGGCAGAAGGGAGAUAAGGGAGCCAUGGGCAAACCAGGACCUCCUGGCGCCCCGGGGCCACCAGGCGAGUCCUACGGAGCUGAGAAGGGCCAUCCUGGAGAAACGGGCGCGCAGGGAAAGCCCGGAAAAGAUGGUGCCCCUGGCUUCCCUGGCACUGAGGGACCCAAAGGCAGCAGGGGCUUCCCUGGAUUAAGGGGUGAAGAUGGCAUUAAGGGAUGGAAAGGAGACAUUGGCCUUCCAGGAUUUCGUGGUCCAACAGAAUAUUAUGAUGCAUAUCAGGAAAAGGGAGAUGAAGGAAUUCCAGGCCCCCCAGGGCCCAAAGGAGCUCGUGGCCUGCAGGGUCCUAGUGGUCCUCCUGGAGUUCCUGGAAGCCGUGGACCAUCGAGGCCUGGCCUUAGAGGAGUCCCCGGAACGCCCGGUUUGAAAGGAAGCAAAGGCGAGCGAGGGACCCCAGGAAUGGACUCCGUGGGGCCUCCUGGGGCCCCAGGCAGUCCUGGUUCACCAGGCUUUUCAGGGUCACCAGGCCCUCCAGGACCUCCAGGUGAUAUCAUCUUUCACAGUGGUCCACCUGGUGACCGCGGACUGCCAGGCCCAUUAGGACCUCUGGGAAUCCCAGGAGUUGAUGGGCCCACAGGAGAACCAGGCCUUCCUUGUGUACAAUGCCCCUAUGUUCCAGGAUCUCCAGGUCUCCCAGGAUUGCGGGGGUUAGAUGGUAUCAAAGGAAUCCCAGGAGGACAAGGUACAGUUGGCGUGAAAGGAAGCCCAGGCUCCCCAGGAAGCCCAGGUGUCCCUGGAUUGCCUGGAUUCCCAGGUGCUCAGGGAGCUCCAGGACUUAAAGGACGAAAAGGUGAAACACCUCAGCCCCAGGGGCCAGUGGGUGCUCCAGGGGAUCCUGGGCUCCCUGGGCCGAGCGGGAGAAAGGGCUUGGAUGGAAUCCCUGGAACUCCAGGAGAGAAAGGAUUACCAGGACCUAGAGGCAAACCGGCCCUGAGUGGUGAAAAGGGAGACCGGGGUCCUCUGGGAGAUCCUGGCCUCCCGGGACCCCCAGGACCUGCAGGACCAGCUGGACCACCUGGCUAUGGACUCCAGGGAGAGCCAGGUCCAAAGGGCACCCAAGGAGUUCCUGGAGCCCUGGGACUGCCUGGAAAAGCCGGUCCUAAGGGAGAAUCCAGCAUUUCAACACCUAUCCUAGGGCCCCCAGGACCUCCAGGGCCCCCUGGGCAUGCUGGCCCCCAAGGUCCACCUGGUAUCCCUGGAUCCAUGGGAGAAUGUGAUUCUGGACUUCCUGGACCUAAGGGAGAACCUGGAAUUUCAGGAAUUGGAUUUCCUGGGCCCCCUGGACUGAAAGGAGAUCAAGGCUUUCCGGGAAUGAAAGGAUCCCCAGGUUGUCCAGGGAAAAUGGGAGAGCCUGGCUUCCCUGGAGAGCCAGGCUUCCCGGGAGCCAAGGGAGAACCAGGAUUGGCAAGACCUGGAGAACCAGGAAUGCCAGGUCUUCCAGGAGAAAGAGGCGAUUCAGGGGAAAAUGGAGAAAUUGGACUCCCUGGGCUUCCAGGUCUUCGUGGAAUUCCAGGCAAACAAGGCCUCGAUGGACCUCGAGGAGAUGCAGGGCAACCUGGACUACCUGGAGUAAAAGGACCCCCAGGAAUAUGCACAGAGGGGCCCAAUGGAGCCCCAGGGCUUCCAGGCUUAAAUGGAUUAAAAGGGCAGCCAGGAAGAAGAGGAGAUACAGGACCAAAGGGAGACCCAGGAAUUCCAGGUUUGGACAGGUCAGGGCUCCCUGGAGAACCUGGACCACCAGGAAUGCCAGGUCAGCAAGGUGAGAUUGGGCCACCUGGUCAAAAAGGAUUUCCAGGAACUCCGGGACUUUUAGGACCACCAGGUGAAAGAGGAGUGGUGGGGAUGAUGGGCUUCCCUGGAACCAUGGGCCUUCCUGGGCCUCCAGGGCACCCAGGCAUGCAGGGGCGGAAGGGUAACCUUGGGAUUCCAGGAAUAAAGGGCAACAGAGGACCCCCAGGGGCCAAAGGGGAACAAGGAGAUAAAGGAAACCCAGGGCCUUCUCAAAUAGCCCUCUUAAAGGGGGACAAAGGAGAACCAGGUCUCAAAGGAUUUACAGGAAAUCCAGGUGAGAAAGGAAAUAGAGGCCUUCCAGGGUUGCCUGGUUUAAAGGGCCUGGAAGGAUCACCUGGACCACCAGGACCACCAGGUCCUAGAGGAGAUCUGGGAAGCCCUGGGAAUCCUGGAGAACCAGGACCACGCGGCAUGCCAGGAAGCAUGGGCAACAUGGGUAUCCCAGGUUCUAAAGGAAGAAAAGGACCUUUAGGACUCCCUGGUCUACCUGGAAGACCAGGGCUCCCUGGCAUUCAUGGCCUCCAAGGAGAUAAAGGAGAACCAGGUUAUUUAAAAGACACAAGGCCAGGACCUCCAGGACAAAAGGGAGAUCCAGGAAUGCCAGGUGACAUGGGAAAGAAAGGAGAAAGAGGCCCACCUGGCCCACCCGGACAGCCCGGGCCUGCUGGACCUGAGGGGGUGCCUGGGAGACCCGGGAGUCCUGGCCAACCAGGGAAGCCGGGUCCCGCUGGUGAUAUGGGGCUCAAAGGAAUCAAAGGCUGCCCAGGCCCUCCAGGAAUCAAAGGCCCUCCAGGCUUCCCAGGAUUGCCAGGGUCUCCAGGGCCAAUGGGUGGAAGAGGUGACCAAGGACACGAUGGGAUUCCUGGCCCUCCUGGAGAAAAGGGAGAAACUGGCUUGCUGGGGGCCCUUCCAGGCCCAAGAGGGAACCCUGGUGCUCCAGGUGCCAAAGGAGAGAGGGGACCCCCUGGCUGGCCUGGCCUCCCUGGCAGGAAGGGAACCAUGGGAGAUGUUGGGCCUCCAGGACCUAUGGGCGUAACAGGACUCCCAGGACCACCAGGUCCACCUGGGGUGGUCAUCCUUGGCCAAAAAGGAAACCGAGGCCCACCAGGCUUAAGAGGAAAUCCAGGUGACCCAGGUCCUCCUGGACCGCCAGGAAGGCACGCAGAAGGCAUAAAAGGUGACAAAGGAUUUAGAGGCCUGCCUGGCCCAGAAGGUCCACCUGGAAUGGUAGGAGACGCUGGGCCACCAGGACUUCCGGGAGCACCAGGUACCCCAGGUUCUCCAGGGCUCAGAGGUGAUCCUGGAUUCCUUGGAUUUCCAGGCAUGAAAGGACAGAAGGGUGAUCCGGGAUUUCCAGGAUCAACUGGACCUCCAGGACCAAUUGGGCCAAUAGGACCACCUGGUGCACGUGGAGACCCUGGCACACUUACGAUCAUCUCCCUUCCGGGAAGCCCAGGGCCACCUGGCUCACGUGGACCACCAGGGAUGCAAGGAGAACCUGGGCCGCUGGGGCCACCAGGAAAGCCAGGACCCUGUGGGCCAAGAGGUAAGCCAGGCGAUGAUGGAAAACCAGGAGCUCCUGGACCCACUGGAGCAAAAGGCAACAAAGGUUCGAAAGGAGAGCAAGGGCCACCUGGGUUGGAUGGAUUGCCAGGUUUGAAGGGAAGACCUGGAGACAUUGGAACACCUGCAGUUGGGACAACAAGAGGCUUUGUCUUCACCCGACACAGUCAGACCACGGUAGCUCCUCCCUGUCCAGCAGGGACGCAGCCACUCUACAGCGGGUUUUCUCUCCUUUUUGUGCAAGGAAAUGAACGAGCGCAUGGACAAGACCUUGGAACUCUUGGCAGCUGUCUUCAGCGAUUUACCACAAUGCCAUUCUUAUUCUGUAACAUUAAUAAUGUGUGCAAUUUUGCAUCUCGAAAUGAUUAUUCAUACUGGCUGUCAACACCGACUCUGAUGCCAAUGGACAUGGCUCCAGUUACUGGCAGGGCCCUGGAGCCUUACAUUAGCAGAUGCACUGUUUGUGAGGGUCCAGCGAUGCCCAUAGCCAUUCACAGCCAAACCACUGCCAUUCCCCCAUGUCCCCAUGGCUGGAUUUCUCUCUGGAAGGGAUUUUCUUUCAUCAUGUUCACAAGCGCAGGUUCAGAGGGUGCAGGACAAGCGCUGGCCUCCCCCGGCUCCUGUCUGGAGGAAUUCCGAGCCAAUCCAUUCAUAGAGUGUCACGGAAGAGGAACGUGCAACUACUACUCAAAUUCCUACAGCUUCUGGUUGGCUUCAUUACACCCCGAAAGAAUGUUCAGAAAACCUAUUCCAUCAACUGUGAAAGCUGGGGAGUUAGAAAAAAUAAUAAGUCGUUGUCAGGUGUGCAUGAAGAAAAGACAUUGAAGAAAUCAAAGAAAAUAGAACUGCUGCUUUCUCCACUCCUAAACAACAAAAUAAUGGCUCAAAGCACACAUUUGUUUAGGUAUUUCUCUAACCGAACCAUGCUGCUCUAUGAAGGCUUAGUGGUGCAAAGUUUAAAUUUGUUUCCCAACACAGCAUGACAUUUCUUUCAAGCUACUUCUAUCAUUUUAGUUUGUAUCUUAUGACAAGGCAACAAUUGUUACACAGGAUCACUGAAAUCAUAUUCCACUUGAAUCCAAAGUACUCUCUACAUGGAGACUGUAUGAAGCUUGAAUAUUGUAAGUGAAGAGUUACUUGGUCCAUUGGAUUUUUGACAAUUGUCCUUUUUGCUUGGGUGUUAAAGAUUAGUAAGACUAAAUUGGUCUUAUAUGCUCUACUACCUCUUUCCUGAAAUGUUAGCCUUGGGUAGAAGAGCUGGGGACAUGUACAAUAUUGAAGCACUAUGAACAUAACUGGACUUUCACAUCAACUGGGUACACAAGGCCUGAGAAAACACAGAACUGAAAAUUCGUGAGGUACACGAAUUUUCCACAAUUCAUUCAAACAUACCCAAAACUAAAGCCAAAAGUAGGUUCCCUGGGUGGAACCAUAGUAGUCUUGGAAAUAUUGUUUUGUUUUAUACUUCUUUGAAGAUUUUUGUUAAUUUAUCGAAUUCAUUUCACUGUGUCAGUAUAGCCUGUCUGUACUCAAAGUGGAUAAAAUGUUUACCUCUAAUGAAUUAAGUUUAAUAGGAUGUUAUGACACUGUCACGAUAUGCAUCCUCUGAAAUAUGUCACACUUUUAAUUUCUCCUUUACAAUGUACUCACACACAAAAGGAAGAAGGAAGGAAGGAAGGAAGGAAGGAAGGAAGACAAAAUACACUACUUGUUGGAUAUGCACUUCAUCCCUGUAAAUGUUGGUGCAUACCUUGUAUCAUUUGGUGCAGUAGAUCCAUAAUCCAUGGAGGACUUUAGGGAUUUGUUUGCUGGUAGAGCUGAGAAUAUCUUUAUUUUGCUCUAAAUAUUUCAUUACUUGGUUUUACAGAUUUGUUCCUUUUGUUACUUUCUAAUUUUUCCUGUGUGAACAUAUUUUCUUUAUUACGAUCCAUAUGGAGAGAAACCAGUGUGUAAAAACCUUAAGGUACAAACUGCAUAAUUUGGCAACUGUGUCUUAAAACUUGGCUUCCAGCAUGUUGAUACAUUGCUUAGAGCAACUUAACAAGCGUUAUCUUCAAGGCCAAAGCCAUGUCCCAGGGACUGUGAUAAACUAGACACUAAAAGAAAGAGAAACAGAGAGAGAUAGAAAAGUAACUUGUUUCUAAUCUAAAAACGCCUAAGACAUAACCCCUGCUUUUUAAGAAUCGCUUAAAUUCGGGGGCUGGUGAUGUAGAUCAGUGGUAUAGCAUGUUUUAGCCUGUGCGAAACCCUGGUUUCAGUCCACAGCAGCGAAAUCAAACAAACAAAGAACUAAAUGUGUAUGAGUUUCUCUCUCCCUCUUCUCCCCUUAUUAUUGUUAUAUUUAUUUUUUAUUUUAAAGAGAUUAAGACAAAACAGGACAUAACAAAGCAGAUCAGAACAGAACAAUGUAAGCAACACAGUAUUUCACCAGAAGUUAACCCGAAAUUAACAGUAACUACCACAAUAUCUCUUCCUUUGAAAUAGUUGAGCAUAACUUCAUAUACAAUAGUAUUAAAUAUAACAAAAUAGUAUAAUAUUUUUAUAUUUCAUCAUCGUAACUCAGCAGGCCUGAGUAAAGGUUGAAAAGUAAAAUCUAUGCCCAGGGAAAGUCCAAGACUCCUAGGUUCUCUUAGGCACCAGGAGCUCAAGUCUGGACAAUAUCUAGCAAACAAAGGUAUAUGAAACAUUUUUAACUUAUGUAUAUGUGAUGGUAGCACUAUCUGAUGAGUCUUAGAGGCCGGAUGUCAUCAGACUAAGUUUUCAAGAUGCUUCUUUAUCCACCUGAGGUGGAACUGGUGGUGCUGAUACUUACAAUCAGACUCUGGCUCCCAGCUCACAUGCUUUGUAAGGGAAAAUGUGACCCUGGAACGCAGACGUGGUUUACAUUCUUCACUGCUCACUUAACUGCAGUCAAGCCAUUUUUACAAUAUUAAAAUGUGCAGCAUUUUUAUUUAUUUAGACAUUACGGCAUUCCUUCUCUAAAAAUAUCUAUUAUUGUCAUUGCACUCUGUUGUGGCAAGAAGGACAGCCACAUCAGCAGUCCUGGGAACUUGCUAAAAUGGAGCAAAUGCAAAAUUCUAGUCUCAUUCUAGACUUAAACAUUAGAAACUUUGUGGGCAGAGUCCACAAACCUGCGCUUUAACAAAGCUUCUAUGUGACUGUCCUGCCCUCUAAAGAUUGAGAAAAGCUGCUCCAGGCAAACACCCAAGAAAUGGGUCACGGGUGCACCAUCUUUGCCUCUUUAAAAAGUCCAGACCCAUAGAUGACCUGGGUGUCAUCUGCUGUUACUCCAGACAAAAGCCUCGGACUGUGCUCAAGCCAAGCGGCUGGCCUUCGCCCCUGCCCCUGCCCCUGCCCCACCCCGUCUGCUCUCGCCCUGUUGUCAGUGUUCAACCUCUGAGGAAGACAAAUGAUGCUACCCUGACUCCAGCGAAGCCAUAUGAACACAUGUUCAGCACAUUUCAAGGCGUGACCUUUACAAUACAGCUCGUGGGUUAUUUCCAGAUAUUUAUGAGUAGCUUAUAAAGUUUUAAAAACUUAACUUUGUAGGUAAAAUUUAAGUAACUUGUUUGUUUUAAAAUUGGGACUUCAACCUCAGAAUUUCACAGUGUGCUAAAACAACCAAUUUCUUGGAGUUCUUUGUGUCUGCAGUAUAUACAUUAUUAAUUUAUUUAUGAGUAUUAAUGUUUAAAUUUGAAUUUUAUUGCUAACUUACAAAGAUUUUUCUAUAUAUCAAAUGUAACUUACUGCUACUAAAUUUAAUAUUUACUAUAUUACAAAAGUGAAAUAUAUUUAAAAGAUGUUGAAUAUUUUAUAUUGUUAUAUUCUGACAAAAUUACAAUAUAUUAUACUAAUAUUUCUGUAAUUAUACUUAAAAUAUUAUAUUACUGUUUUGUCAAAAUAAAAACUAAAGAAAUGGUAA